AACAAUUUGCCAUCUCUGUCGGACCAAGUAUUUUACAAGAAUCUCGCGUCGUUGGAAUACAGGCACAGCAGAAACUCAUAAAACCGGUUCAUGCUUUUAAUAAAUCGACGUGCANGCCUCAUGAUUCAGCAUCUCCAUCGGAUCAAGUGGAAAUGUCAUUUCCUCAAGCUGCAGCAAUGUUGUGGAAGAAAAAAUUGAAAGAAGCAGCUGCAAAAUUGAUUCGAUAUUUUAUUAGUGUUAGUGUUGAUUUAAAGCAGUAUAUUGGUAUAAGCAAGGAAUGGAUUUGGAUUGUUGACUUUUUACAAUCUUCGAUUGGAUGUUCCACUGACGACAUUUUUUUGACAUUGAUGAAAAUACGAACGCCCGACACAUUCAAUAGAUUAGGCGAUUAUUUUGGAUUGUCAACAUCACAGGCUAGCAAAAUAUUACAGAAAACAGUAAAACAUUUAGCUGAUUACUUGAAAACUCUCGUUUUUUGUUCAGAAUCGGAAGUGAUUAUAAAGAAUUUGCCUAUUGCAUUUCGUGCAUACUAUAGUCAUGUUCGUAUUAUAGUUGAUGUUUUUAAGGUCUAUAUCGAAACACCAACCAAUCCAAUGCAUCAAGUAUUACCAUGGUCGCAGUACAAUCAUAAUAAUACUGCAAAAUUUUUGAUAAGUUGCACUCUUGACGGAUUUGUCUCUUUCAUGUCUCGUGGCUACGGAGGCCGAACGAGCGAUAUUAUACUUUUCAAGGAGAGUAAAAUAAUGGAUAUUAUUCCUGAAAAAAGUGGUGUAAUGGCAGACAGAGGAUUCAAAGAGAUUCAAACUAUUUUACAGAAAAAAAAAAGUGAGUUGAUUCGUCCUCCUUCGGUUUCUAGUGCCACUAAAUUUUCUAAGACGGAUGUAUUGAAAACAAAAAGCGUGGCAAGUUUAAGGAUUCACAUUGAAAGAAUCAUACAAAGGGUUCAAGAGUACAAAAUGUUGUCGCCGUAUGCUUGUGUGGAUUGGAACUUGUUGCCAUAUAUCGAUGAUAUAGCAAUAAUUGUAGCAGAGCUGGUGAAUUUGCAGAAACCAAUCAUAAAAAAAUAA
Messenger RNA from Pseudomyrmex gracilis, 1067 nucleotides. RefSeq lists its product as uncharacterized. Lineage: Eukaryota; Metazoa; Arthropoda; Insecta; Hymenoptera; Formicidae. The transcript has 2 exons. The annotation marks the transcript as partial. The record is from RefSeq and is a predicted model, not a curated record.